Messenger RNA from Durusdinium trenchii, 840 nucleotides. The record is from the annotation of a GenBank genome assembly. NCBI's taxonomy places the organism in Eukaryota, Dinophyceae, Suessiales, Symbiodiniaceae.
AUGGCCACCAGGACUACCUGCGAGGUAGCUUUGCGGUCUGAGCCAAACCCUUUUCAUUGGGAGGAAAUCGAAAACGAGCCAAAGGUGCAGAGGAAUUGCAUUGACAGAAGCUUCCGAUCAACCGAGUAUGAAAUCUUGCAUACUGGAGGAUUUGUCAGACUUUGCACAGACCGCGGACGGGUGUAUUGGCUCGCUCAGAAUGAGCACGAUCACCGCUUGCCGGACUGGAAGAUUCACUUUUCUGUGGAGCUUUCAGACAUACCCAGGGCUUGGGAUACGCUGACAGAGCUCUUCCUAAAAGAGGCCUGCGACUUUGGGAUGAAGGCCGUAGCAGGUGAAGCCUUUGAGUCUUGGCCUCCAGAACAACGAGGCCGUGAAAUUACAGUCUACAUUUUUCAGAAUCAUGCAGCAUACAAUGGCGGUGGUCCGAUGAUGGGAUACUGCCCAGGAAAUGAGCACAAUUUCUGGCUUGGACCAGAAUUUGAACGCGCACCAGACUUUUGGUCUCACUUUGUUGAGGAGGCUGAGCAGCGCUUGUCAGCUGCCAAUAUUCGAAGCCGCGGCCUCGCGCAUGGUGACCUAAAGCUGGGCCACUAUGCCUCUUUGCGCAACGAGGCCUUUAUUUUCGAGGCUGCUUCUGGUCUGUACAUAUACCCUCCCAAUACAAGCGGCUGGCGCCUUGCCUCAUCUUGCUUUAUGUUGACAACUGGCUCCUUCCUGACAAGCACUCGAAGAGCUGUACAAGCAUCAUUCACAGUUGUGCCGCUGAGCUGUGUUGUCCAAUUGUUUUUUGGGCCCCCCAAAAAUCAAAUUUUAAUGAUAGGUGAGUUGAAGACAUAA